GAUUUAGAUGCCGAAGAACCGCUCGAUAAGCGUAAAACCGGUCGAUUGAGAUUUUCUAACGCGCUACCCAAAUUGAUAACUUAAAUACCCAUAUGUAACGCACACAAUUACCUACUGGUGUUUUCCGAUAUUUUACUGUGGAAUGUAUAGUGUUGAUAAGUAGUGAUUUUUAUCAUAAUACCGAUGAAUUUAAAAAAUAAAUUAUUAAUACAUUCACCAAAUUUUUGAAAUAAAUAAACACCAAAAACGUUCUUACCUAUACAUAACCAGUUAUAAUAAAUGUUUUUAAAGUGCAUAAAAUGACUGUAUCGCAACAAAACAUCGAUCCUCCGGAAGAAUCUCCACCGGAACAACCUAACCAACUACCCGAAGAGAACCAGAAUCCACCGGAUAUCCUAAUACCGCCGAGACGCAAACAAACCCCGACACCCAAGAACCCGCUUCCCUGCAAUGGCGCGAAUUCGGAACCCAACCAGCACUCGAACCCCGACAAAAAACUCGUGAAACAAACCAAAAUCGACGGUUCUGUGGAUAAAGUAAACAUCGUAUCGCCGGCGUCGAGGAGCACGGGCGUCGCGACGGCCAGUAACGCGCCCGACAAAGCGCCGGUUGACGAGCGGCUGGCGCAGCGCCGAAAAUCCCUGGUGCCCAUUUCGAGCAUGGAAGAGGAGAACCUCAGGGAGAGGAUCAGAAUGGCUAAUCUGAGGCGGUGUAACGACAUCGUGGCCAAAGAUGACAAAUACACGAGGGAUACUUUCAGGAUACUCUUUCAGAAUAAGGAUCUUCUGGAACAUUUAUUUAAGUUGUUCGAUCAAUGCAACAAAAAAUGUCUGGUGCAAGAGGAAUGGAUCGAAUUCUUGAAGCAAAGAUUAAUAAACGAAAAACAAAUCGAUUUCGCAGAACAAUUGGAGAGUGUAGCUUACUGCUUGUGUGGGGAGAAGCCAAUUUUCCUGGAACAGUUCUGUGCCAUUUUUUUAACAAAAGGGAUAUCGGAUAAGCUUUUCAGACUAAUAAAUGAGGAAAAUUCUGGUGUUGUAUCGUCAGAAACCGUAAUGGAGUUUUUAAGUACCAUAACAAAUACCAGACCCAGGACUGGCUUCGACCAAGGAAGUGUGAACCGCCUGGAACAGCUAUUUAGACAAACCGUUGGCGAUGGAAAGGAAAUUAAGAAAGAAGAUUUCAAAAAUAUUGUUAUGUCCAAAAACCUCUUUUUUACUGACAGAGUUUUCCAAAUCUUCGACAAGGAUAAUUCUGGAUCCAUUUCUCUGCAAGAAUUUUUAGAUGCUAUGCACCAAUUUGCCGGACAGACACCAGAAGAUAAAAUACGGUUUUUAUUCAAAGUGUACGAUUUAGAUGGAGAUGGUCUGAUCCAGCACAAAGAGCUCCAGCACGUGAUGCGAGCCUGCAUGGAGGAAAACGGAAUGCAAUUCAGCGAAGAACAAAUCGCGGAUCUAACGAUGGCGAUGUUCGAGGAUGCAGACACGAAUAACAGGGGUGCCAUUACGUACGAAGCGCUGAAAAAUCAGCUAGAAAAACACGGCGGUCUGUUAGAGAAUUUAUCAAUCAGUAUUGAUCGAUGGUUGGUUCCACCUAGCGCCAGUACUAAAAAAUCAUCGAUAUUGUCCAAAUGUAAAAAUUAUCGGCCUUAUUACUUCUCUCUGCCCUACUUGAAAAAUAAUUACGUUUAUUUGGCGUUUCUCGUUGGGUUCCUUCUAGUCAAUGCGGCUCUGUUCAUAUCGAGAGCUGUAGAGUAUAAGAAUUCAAACUGGUUCACAAUAUUCGCUAGAGCUUGCGGGCAAUGUCUCAACUUCAAUUGUACCUUCAUAUUAGUUCUGAUGCUAAGGCAAUGCAUAACGUUUUUGAGGACUAGAGGGUACAGUUCGAUUCUGCCACUGGACCAGCACAUUUAUUUCCAUAAAUUGACUGGAGUGUUCAUUUUUGGAUAUAGUAUUUUACAUACUAUCACACAUAUAUGCAAUUUUAGUUUGAUAGUGGUAAAUGAUCCAGUUAUAAAUAACAUGAAUUAUACAGCCAAUCAAUGGCUGUUUACCAGUACCCCGGGAUAUUUUGGGCUAAUAGGUGGCAUAGCCAAUCCUACAGGAAUUGCCCUAUUGGUCAUUCUCAUAGCCAUUUUCAUUAGUUCACAGGCCUUUGUAAGACGAGGAGGAUGCUUUGAAGUGUUUUAUUACACUCAUCUCAUGUACGUCCCAUUUUGGAUACUCCUCACCCUGCACGGUCCGAAUUUCUGGAAAUGGUUCAUCAUCCCGGGCAUUGCGUAUGGAUUAGAAAGGGCGUACAGAUCCCUGUUUCUCGUCACCGAAAGGGGGAAAACCUACAUCAGUUCCGGCUUGCUUUUGCCAUCGAAAGUCACGCAUUUGGUCAUCAAACGACCCAUUCAUUUCGACUUCCACCCCGGCGAUUAUGUCUUCGUUAAUAUCCCAUCUAUAGCUACGUAUGAGUGGCACCCUUUUACCAUUAGCAGCGCUCCUGAACAAGAAGAUUACAUGUGGCUGCAUAUCAGAGGCGUGGGACAAUGGACAAACAGAUUGUACGAAUAUUUCGAAAGGGAGCAAGAGAAGCUUCACAACGGGGAAAUCCCGCCGUCCACGUCGCCUUGCACCGAGAAAAGAUUGUCGAUAGGCAACGAUCAGAAUUGCAAUUCGACUCCCUUGCAGAAAUUACAUGCUACUAUCAAAAGAACGAUAUCAAACGGCGAUCAGCCUAAGAAAACUAACGUUCAAUUAAUUGGAUUCACUAAUGGAACCUACCAGAAUGACGAUAACAGCAAAGACAGUAACGGCGAUAUUGAAUUAACACCUAGUACUUCAGAUACACCAAAUCCACCUAGAAAGAUACCUACAGAAAAUCGCUUACAAAGACUCAUAUUCGCCCACAAAGUCCCUUUGGAAAAGUCGCUAUCCAUGCCAGACAUGCAAAACAAGGCAAAGAAACGGGAAAGAAUGAUGGUGUUGAGGGAGUAUAUGCGAUCGGAAUCCGAGAAAAGCUUCAACGAAUGUCAAAUAAAAAGAGCCAGGCUCAAAUCGCUGGGACUGGCGUAUCUGAGUCCUCAGAACAAAAGUUUGGCUCAAAGUUUCAGGUACAUGAGAAACAAGCCGACGAUUAUCGCCUUUAAAACGCCCAGUUUGGAGAAUUGCGAGAAGAAGGAAUCGAACAGCUCGUUGGGGAGCAUAGGAAACAUGGUUCGACAAAUUAGCCAAAAAAGCUUCACUUUCAGUCCGGAAAGGCUGGCUGAAGAAGGCCAAGUCGUGCCGAAGUUUACAGAUACACAAUUCACGCCAAAUGUGGCUUGCUCGAAGGCGGUGAAUUAUCCAGUUGGAAAACCAUUGGAGCCUAAGUACCAAAAGGAGCUUCGGAUUGAUGUACUCAAUAAAGAAGGAACUGAGAUCUACUUGGACGGUCCUUACGGCGCCCCGUCCAGCCAUAUUUUUAGAGCCCAACACGCCGUUUUAAUAGCAACAGGCAUUGGGGUAACACCCUUUGCGUCGAUACUACAGUCUAUUAUGCACAAAUACUGGAAAGCCAGGCACACCUGCCCUAAAUGCAAGUUCUCCUGGGCGAGUGACAUACCUGCUACAGUUAUGAACCUCAGAAAGGUUGAUUUCUUCUGGAUAAACAGAGAUCAAAGAUCUUUCGAAUGGUUCGUUAAUUUGCUCUCUCAGUUAGAAAUAGAACAGGCGGAACUCGGAGGAGCUAUGGAGAGAUUUCUAGAGAUGCACAUGUAUAUAACUAGUGCUUUGCAAAAGACAGAUAUGAAAGCCGUCGGGCUGCAAUUAGCUUUAGAUUUGCUACACGAAAAGGAAAAGCGAGAUUUGAUAACGGGUUUGAAAACUCGAACGAACGCCGGUCGUCCAAAUUGGGAAAAAGUUUUCAAGCAAAUUCUUGACCAGAAGAAAGGCAAAGUUACCAUAUUUUACUGCGGUCCCCCGCAAUUGGCGAGGAUAUUGAGAGUCAAAUGUGAUCAAUUCGGUUUUAGUUUUAGGAAAGAAGUGUUUUAAUAUUUGUUCUGUUUUUGUAAAAGUGUUUUUUCUUGUAUUUUAAUGUAUAAUUAUUGUAAUUUUAUUGUGUUGAUGAAUAAAUACAUGUUCUCGACAAUGUAUGUAAGUGUAAUACAAACAAUAUUUAAAAUAUUUAAAAUGUAUUUAGUUUAAAAAAACUUAGGUAUGUAACAAAAGUUAAUUGAAAAAUUUCUACUUUAUUCAGUUUUCACUUCGACUUCCUCGCUAUUUUCUUCAAUUUUGCAAUCUGCAAUUUCGCUUUUUGACAAUAAAAUAUCUUUGCUCUCUAAAACUAUUUUAUUGGUUUCUUCUGGUUCCACUUUUUCCAUCUUCUGGGGUUUUAUCUUGGCACUUUUUUUCAUACUGGUUAGUAAAUUUUCCUCGGAUUUUCGCUUUUUAUGGUCCUUCACUAGCGCAUCAUAUUUGGUUUUAACAGCAUUUAAAUCAGUUUUGGACAUAUCCCAAUCCAGGGCGUAAUCUAACCGACUUUUGGUGGGAUCAAUUUCACUGGAAUAAUCCGGUAUUUCCAAUCCGAGUUUUUUCAUUAUUUUCGUCAUUACGUCGUCAACGUAAGCGUUGAUAAUGAGAUCAGCUUUUUUAUCCUAAAAAUUAAGGUAC
Phyllotreta striolata is the source of this 4634-nucleotide messenger RNA. The record is from the annotation of a GenBank genome assembly. Lineage: Eukaryota; Metazoa; Arthropoda; Insecta; Coleoptera; Chrysomelidae.